AUGAAGAAAACAAUACUAAAUACGGUGAAAUGUUAUUCUACAGCAGCCUCAUCUACAUCCACAACACCAAUUUCAUCCACUCUAAUACUAUCUCGUUUACCAAUAAUCACACAAGAUUUAACACCAUUUGAAUCACAAUUUUAUAAAUAUCAAUCAGAAUUAUGGAGAAGACUAAUGUGGACUUUCCCAAAAUGGUUUUAUUUUAAAACUGGAACAUUAGCAGAAUUAAGAUAUAGACAAUUAAAUAAAAAUCCAAUAAGUUAUAAUCCAAAAAUUAUAUAUCCACAAGGUAAACCAGAUUUAAAACAUUUAAGAGAUAGAAGAUUUAGACAAUAUAUAAAAGUUCCUAAAACUUAUAAAGAAGAAGAUGAAAUGAUUGGACAAGAUCAAUCAAAUAUAAAAGAAAAUGAAAUAAGUAGAAAAAUUAUACCAAAUUCAAGAAUAACUGAAGCUGAUAAAAUUGGAGAUUCAAAAUCAUUAGAAAGAAAAUUAAAUAGAACAUUAUAUUUAAUUAUAAAAGAGAAUACCAAAGAUAAAAAUCAAUGGAAAUUACCAAAUUUCAAUCAAGAAGAAUCAUCAACAAAUUUACUACCUUUACAUGAAUUAGCAGAACAAGGAUUAUAUAAAUUAGGUGGUAAAAAAAUUAAUUAUUUUAAUAUUUCAAAAGUUCCAUGUCAUCAUAACUCGGCAAAGGAAUAUUUUAUAAAAUCUCAUAUUUUAUCAGGUAUAUUUGAACCUCAAUCCUCAAACAUAGAAUUUCAAUGGAUUACAAAAGAUGAAUUAAAAGAUAUUUUACCAAAAGAUUAUUAUAAUAAUAUACUGCAUUUAUUAAGUGAUGUAUAA
Messenger RNA from Lodderomyces pseudojiufengensis, 843 nucleotides. Its product is annotated as mitochondrial 54S ribosomal protein mL46. The record is from RefSeq and is a predicted model, not a curated record. The coding region runs from base 1 to 843 and encodes 280 amino acids. Gene Ontology annotation, molecular function: structural constituent of ribosome. The transcript has a single exon. Gene Ontology annotation, cellular component: mitochondrial large ribosomal subunit. Lineage: Eukaryota; Fungi; Ascomycota; Pichiomycetes; Serinales; Debaryomycetaceae.